AUGAGCAUAAAUGAAUAGGAAUUACAAAGUAAUGUCGAAAAAAUAGUAGAAAACGUAACUAUCAUUAUUAGGAAAUUAGUAUAUGAAAAGAAUAAAACAACUAGUCGAUAAAAUUAGUUGUUUUAAAAGAAUGAAGAUUAUCGUGAGAUUACUUAAGAAAUUGCUAUAAAAGAAUUAUAAAAGUCUUCUCUUUUAGAUAAUUUAUUAAAACAAAUUGAAUUAAUAGUUGACAACUUAAUACAAAAAUAUUUUUUUGAUGUGAAUUUUAGUUGUAUAUUUGUAGUUUCAAAAUUAACUUCUGCAUAUAUCUAAUGAACUAUAUUAAUUGAAGUCAAAGUAAACCUUAUUUGGAGGUCAAGAUAGCUCAAUGAAAUAUACACCUGUAUUAUCAAAGAAUAGUUCUUUUAAUGAUAUCAAUGAUUAAUUUUUUUUUGAAGAUUCGAUAAAAAGUGUUAAAGCUAAAAUCAAAUCUGUGAAAGAGGAACUAAAUAAGAAAAUUUAGAAUCAUGAAUUAUUGAUCAACUUAUUGUCGGAUUAAUAGUAAUCAAUAUUUAUAAUAAAAACAAGGAAGGAAGUCAAAGAGAAUUUUAAAAAAAAUUAACUUGAUGGCAACGUAAAAUAGGUUAUAAUAGAGUGCAUGAAUAACUAAUAUCAGGUAAUGAAUUCGUUUUAUUUGCUAGUAUUAGAAAAGAAAUGUAAUGAAGUGUUUGAAACGAAAUACAAUGAAUUGAAAUAAUUUGUAGAUUUAAACAAUCAGAAAUUUAAAAGUAAAACUUAAAGUAAUAAAUAGCUAAGGAAGCCGUGCUGUGGACAAUUGUAAAUGAAAAUAAGAGUGAGAUGGACAAAAUAAAUGCUUAGAUAGACAAAAUAAAUACCUAGAUGACCAGUUUGAACAAAUUUCUACAAGAUGUGAAGGAAAAUAACAAUUGGUUUGCAAAUAUUUGGAAAUGA
Molecule: messenger RNA, 951 nt
Organism: Paramecium octaurelia
Lineage: Eukaryota; Ciliophora; Oligohymenophorea; Peniculida; Parameciidae
Source: the annotation of a GenBank genome assembly